Molecule: messenger RNA, 2249 nt
Organism: Centruroides sculpturatus (bark scorpion)
Lineage: Eukaryota; Metazoa; Arthropoda; Arachnida; Scorpiones; Buthidae
Gene: Srp68
Product: signal recognition particle subunit SRP68-like
Exons: 11
Coding region: 45-1817 (590 amino acids)
Biological process (GO): SRP-dependent cotranslational protein targeting to membrane
Cellular component (GO): signal recognition particle, endoplasmic reticulum targeting
Molecular function (GO): endoplasmic reticulum signal sequence receptor activity; protein binding; signal recognition particle binding
Source: RefSeq, a predicted model, not a curated record
GGAAUUUUAUCCGUAGAGUACGCUGCGCCGUGCUCUAAGCCAACAUGGCGACUGGCGAUUCUGUAUCGGCCAACGAAAGCAAACAAGCAGAAAAUAAAUCCAAUUUACAUAAACAAACGUUUACCUUAGAAAUUCUUCAUAUAAUAAAAGAUGCUCAACAACAACAUGGCCUGCGUCAUGGAGAUUAUCAACGUUACAGAAGUUAUUGUAGUCGUCGAUUACGCAGGCUUAGAAAAUCUCUCCAUUUUGUCCAAGGUACGAAACAUCGAUUCCAAGCAAAAAAAGUUACUGAAGAUAUUUUGACCGAUAUUAGAUAUUUGUACAUUCCAUUAAUGACUGCAGAAAGAGCUUGGGGCCAUGCCAUGCAAUUGAAACAGGAAGCAAAUACUGAACCACGAAAAAGAUUUCAUCUAAUCACUCGUUUGAGGAAAGCUGUGAAACAUAUUGAAGAAUUAGAAAGUUUGUGUGAGAGCACAAAAUGUGAUGCUAGGACCAAAUUAGAAGCUCAGGCCUAUGCAGCAUGGAUAAGAGGGUCACUGAAAUUUGAAUUACAAGAAUGGCAACCUGCAAUGGAGUAUUUUCGGCGAUCACAGACAAUAUACGAAAAACUCUCACAAGCACUUAAUGAAGAUGAGAGGGCAUUGUACAAACAACGAGUUGAAGAACUUACUCCGAAUAUUCGCUACUGUGCCUACAAUAUUGGUGAUGAAUCGGCUAUUAAUGAUCUUAUGCAAAUGAGACUGUCUGGAAAAACUGGUGGUGAAGAUAUUUUAGCAACAAACUUAGAUAAUCUUAUUGCCCAAACAAGAGAAAAGCAAGCUGCCACUUUGUCUGAAGUUACUUGGUUGGGUCGAACUGUUCCUGUUCGACAGGAAAAAGUAAGAGUAUUUUUACUGAAUGUUCAAGAAUCUGAAGUUGAAGUAAAUAAAGCACCUGAUUUAGAAGCAAAGAUUGCUGUAUAUGAACGUUUGUUACUAGAAUGUAAAGAUGCUUUACAAGUUAUCAAAGAUGAAUUAAAAAGUGAUCAGAAUUAUAAACUAAAGACUCAGAGCCAUGGAACACAGUAUAGUUUGUCUUAUCUUCAUUCAUAUUUGAUUUAUAUUCGACUCAGCAAAACGAUAGAACGUAAUUUAUUGUUGAUUCAGUCAUUAAAGAAAAAUUUGGAACAGAACAUAGAUAACAAUUCUGAUGGGAAAAAAUCAACUAAACCACAAGAUCUUAUUAGACCUUAUGAAAUUAUAAUACAGAAUCUUUCCGAAAUGACACAACUUUCAGGAAUAGACUCCAAUUCAAACUUUAUUGAAGAAGUAAAUAAUCAGAUAUUAGCUUACAAAGCUCAUAGGUGUUACUAUAUUGCUCAAGCCUAUUCCUCAGUUAAUAAAUGGGUAGAAGCAAUGGCCUUAUAUCAGCGGGCUUUGGAUUACUCUCAGCGUGCCUUGAAAAGUGAUACAUUAGACAAAAAAUUAACUACUUCGUUAAAAGAAUUGGAAGGAUUAAUAGAAGGAUGUAAAUAUUCUGCACAUGCAUUAAGUAUUUUGGGAAAAGAUCAACAAGCAGACCAAUCAAAUCAAACAUUAAUUGAUAAAAAGACUCUCAUGGAACGGUUAGAUAUAUACUGUGAAGAUCAAUCCUUACUAUCACGACAACCUAACAUAGCUAGAUUUCCACCAGAUUUCAAACCAAUUCCCUGUAAACCUCUGUUCUUUGAUCUUGCUUUGAAUCACGUGGAAUUUCCUUCCUUAGAUGAUCGACUGGAACAGAAGAAAGGCGGAGGAAUUACGGGUUUUGUAAAAGGAUGGCUAGGCUGGAAAAAAUAAUCUUACUUUUAAUUUAUGGUUUAGGAAAUUUUUUACUGUCUUUUUAAAAUUUGUUUUAUGCUGUAUCUUAAAAAUUCCUUUGAUACACACCAGAGUUACAUAUGUAUGUCCUAUGUUUGACUGUGAUCAAUACAGUUUUGGUAUUUGCAGAAGCAGGUUUUAGAUGCUGCUUUAAUUUUUUGCUUCUGGGCUUCAGGUAUAACUGUUUUAAUUUCCUUAUAAUUUGUUAUAUAAAAAGAAACAAAAAAAAAACUUUGUUCUUAAAAUGUAUCAAUAUCUUCCAUUGUUGAACAUAAACUUUAUUAGUCUUUUUACACAUCUCGUGAGAGGAAUAUUACUAAAAAAAACCCGAUGUAUUUGUAAAUUAUACAAAAUAGCGAUAUAUCAGUAAUAAUUACUGAUAAUGAUUACUUUUUUGCUACUUGUUACUCU